CCAGCCUCCCUUUGGGAUGCCACAUGUGAACCCGACCAUUGAGACUUGGGGAGCCGGUGAUUACACUCAGCCAUACGAGCUCUCACCUGCAACCUUGAAGAACUCUGGUUACGUUGGUGUCGACAACGAAAUUGGAUCGCCUACUUACUUCAUUGCCUACGAUGGAGUGAAUGGACCUGACGAUGGACAUGCCUGGCUCCAGAGCCAUCCUUUCUAUUAGAACUUGCUGUAGUUUGUCUGUAAAUGCGGUAUGUGCAAUGAAGCCAUGAAUUU
Molecule: messenger RNA, 273 nt
Organism: Guillardia theta CCMP2712
Lineage: Eukaryota; Cryptophyceae; Pyrenomonadales; Geminigeraceae
Exons: 3
Coding region: 17-220 (67 amino acids)
Source: RefSeq, a predicted model, not a curated record